CAACCAACCAACCGUUUCUAGCCCGAAUGCCUUUCACCCCUUUACCCCGCUCCUUCGGCCGCCACUCACCUUCCUUCCUUCUCUCCACUCAAAUAAACAAGCGCGACCCACCUCGACCUGUACAUAUACAUACACAUCCACAUCCACAUCCACAUCCUCGCUCCUUUUCUCCUGCUCUUGAUCCCCUUUCUUCUCAUCUGUACAUAUACAUCCCCCCUGCAACCAAGCAUCAACAGGAACAAGUGUAUCAAGUCCCCACUAAUGUCCCUGUUGAGCGACCCUGCCUAUAUUGUCCACAGCCUGCGACUAAGCAAUCUGAGGUUGGACGAUCGUAUCUCGGACAAGGUCAUCACCUUCCCGCCCCAGCUCCUUUCCAAUGAGUACAUUAAGGCUGCAGGCCCUGUCUUUCCAGAGAUGCAAUAUUGCUACUCGCCCAAUAUCAACCAUGACUACAUGAUACUCGGCAGCAACCCUCUGCUCCUCAGCGCCAGCGAUUCUGCCCUCAACUCGACUGACAGUCUCUCGACCGCGAACCAGCCCACCAAACCUGCUGCUGGCAACAGAGUCAAGUUCGAUCGACGGCGGAUCGUUGCCGCUCAGGCUGCUGCCGCCGCGGCAGCUGCCGGUCUUGGAAGAGGAGGCAUCGAGGGAGGCGCGCCUGUUGCGUUCCCUCUCCAGCCUGCACCCAUUCCCGCGAUGAGAGUUCCUAUCCCAAUGGCUGUCGCCAGCAUGGAGAGUGACGAUGAUAUUGAUAUUGAUGACGAGGAACCAGUAAAAUCGCCACCAAGAACGUUCCCCAAGAUGGCGAUACCAGCACAUGUUGGCGGUAAUUUUGCACCGGGAAUCUUCAUCACUACCCCAUCCAGACCCUCGUCAGCGACUAUUCCAGAGGAUGCCCAAGCACAACAGCAACAGAUGAUAGAAGAGAAUGAUGGCGCACGCAGCUCUGAACAUGCAAACGACAACACUGCACAGGAAUCCGAGCUGACAGAGCGUGAAACUGAAAUUGGCGAUAUUACGAUUGAUUCGAUCAACUCGCCCAUUGACUUGUCGCCACCGGACUCUGCAAUAGCUGGACGGAUGUACAGGAGUUCUGCUUCAGCCGUCAGCGCUUUGAGAUCGCCAUUGCCCCUUCGCCCUAACACACCUCCGCCUCAAAAGUCAGCGACACCUCAAACCAACGGCUUCAUAUCCGAACCUGUUCCGUUGAAACCUCCGCCAGUGUCACUCCUCGCAUUGCUCAUCAAGCAACAGAAGUCGAGGGAGGACAACCCAUUUGCGGAGGAGUUCCUUCGAAUUGCAGGUAUGGGAGAAGCGAACCCAGUGCAGCUGAAGAUCUACCUGCCAGGCAGUGACAAACCAAAGGACCCGAUGCAGGUGGUUGUGAAACGAGACGCAAGUGUCGAGGACGUUAUUGGGUACAUUCUUUAUCAGUACUACCAUGAAGGCCGGACGCCGUUGCUCAGUGACGAACUAUCGACGGUGGUGCAAUGGAACCUGCGCAUCGUAGAGGAUGAUGGCGAGAUUGACGAUGAUUUGCCUGCGGUGGAAAGAACAUUAAAAAUUGGACGGUUCUCUAUGAAUCAGCGGUUUGCCAUGAAUCAAUUUGCUCUUUGUGAAGCGACGCCAGCCCAGGCCAAGAUCAACGAGAUCCUCUAUACAAAGUCUGGGAGGACAGUGGUGCGGCCCAAGAGACAAAAGUCUUCGACUGGCCUUGGUCCACCUGAUCCUCCAAGGCCUAACUUGGGUCUCCAGGGAGAAGUCCAGGCAGGUCAAUGGUCGGAGUCGGCCUCAAUAGAGCCCAAUGGUGUAAGCGGAGGUACAUCAAGCGGAGCCAUAUCGGCCAUGGGUGCAGGAAGCAGCACGACGGGCAUCGUUGCGCCACCCAGAGCGGAACCUCUCAUUGCGAGCACGCAGCACUACGUUCGGGUGCGUUUGCAUACGAACCACGAAGUCAAGCAUACGACGACGGUCGAGAUCUUGCCAAAGAUGUUGGUGUCCGGGGUCAUUGAUUAUAUCUGUCUGAAGCGCAAGAUGGAUCCGGCAGAGUGGUCCCUUGUGGUGGCAGACACGCACCACGUCUUACCCCUGGAUGGUGCAGCCGAGGACAUCCCCAAUACGACAGAACUCUCUCUUGUCCCGAAGACCAGCGAGUCAAACUUGACGGCGAAGCGCUCAAAGUUUGGUCGACCUGGACUGGCAGAAAUCCCGGGGUCAAGUGUUUCGUACCUUACCUCGGCUGAGGUGUAUCGUGAAUACACGUUGAAUCGAAAGCGACGUGGAGGAUAUGUGGGUCAUCAUGAGCAGGUUCUAGCAAUAGAUGGAGACUACAUCCGGAUCAUGCCUUCUUCAACCAAAACGCUUUUGUUUGACUCUGGGAAAACGGCUUCGUAUCUGAAAAGUACAAUCCACGACUGCAAGCAGAGCAGGAAGGCGCCGAGUAGCUUCAAGCUGGUAGUGAUCCGUGGCGAUCGAGAGAAGAAGACAUAUGAGUUUGAGGCCAAGAAUCCACAGCAAGCACGUAAGUGGAUAUGGAAGAUGAGGCGUUCUUUUGGAGUAUUGGUUUAUGCAUCUUGAACGAAAUGAAGUGGACGGGGAACUGACAUGUGUGUGGUUUUGGUUGUUAAUUAAUUUUUUUCCUGUUCGCUGCGCGUUCGGUUUUGUUGUUUUUCUAGAGGAAAUCUGUCAACGGAUUAUGCAACUCAAAAAUAGUUGAGGGAGGCGGAAAGACUGAGGCAACCCCCCGGGGUGUCCUGGCAAAACUAGCGUAGCCCAAUGGUCUUGCGGCGCCCUCAUUUUUUCUUUUUCUUUUUCCUUUUUUUUUUUUUUUCUUUUUA
Gamsiella multidivaricata is the source of this 2837-nucleotide messenger RNA. Its product is annotated as stress-activated map kinase interacting protein 1-domain-containing protein. Bases 262 to 2577 code for a protein of 771 amino acids. Gene Ontology annotation, biological process: TORC2 signaling. The record is from RefSeq and is a predicted model, not a curated record. NCBI's taxonomy places the organism in Eukaryota, Fungi, Mortierellomycota, Mortierellomycetes, Mortierellales, Mortierellaceae. Gene Ontology annotation, cellular component: plasma membrane; cytoplasm; TORC2 complex. The transcript is spliced from 4 exons. Gene Ontology annotation, molecular function: phosphatidylinositol-4,5-bisphosphate binding.